AAAGGGAGAAUCACAUCAAUCACUGAUCCGAAAUGGAGAUAAUUGAAGGGGCCGGGGACAAGACAGGGAAAGUUUCUAAAGCGACUUUUGUUUUUCAUAUCAAUGGCUACGGUAGUUACGCUCUUACUCUUUUUUAUUUCUCUAUCAAUCUCUUCCCUUUAUUCACGCCGCUCUCUCGCCCUCUCUCUCCAAAAUUCUUCUCCAAGUCUUGGUUUCGUGUUAGAAUGUUGUCAUCCAUCGCCAUCUUCCAUCUCUUACUUUGAUACUCUCUCUCGUUUUCUUCACCAAAAAUGUCUUUGGCUGCCCAGAAGCAACCUAAGGACUUGCCAAGUCUUCUCUUUUCUGACUUUAUGCUCUUUUGUUCUUUCCUUCUCUCUCACCCUCUGUAUUUCUCUUACUUCAUCUUCUUCUCCCCUUACCUCUUCAAGGUUUUCUCUUUCCUUUCCCCUCUCUUCGUCACCACUGCCCUUUUACUUCUGGCCUUUCUUACUCUCACUCCCACAUUUUUCAACCAUGGUGGGGCUUUCCACCUCGACAGCUCACCGGAUUCGAAGGCAAGUUUCCUGCUUACUGCCUACCGAACGCUUGUUGAAACGUUGAGGUCUAAAGUUGACGAUGCUGAAAGCGAUGGCUUUGGAUGCUUCGAAGAGCUUGAAGCAUUUAAGAUCAUGUUUGAAGCGUCGACUACUGUCGUCGAAACUUGUGAAAAUCCAGAUGAUGUUUUGGCGGUGGAGUCCCAAGGAGAGUGCUUUCGAGCUGUUGAAGCUUCCAUCGACCAAGGUCCGAGCUUUGAAAACGAUGGUAGCUUAGGUAUGGCUGAAACGUCGACGACGAGUACUGCUUUAGAUGAAAAACCAGCAGAGAUUAGGCGACCGGAAACGAAUCAGGUAAAGGCGGUAGUGAAGAUCUUUGAAGAAUUUUUGCAGGAAAAAGAUGGGGUUGAAAAUUUGUCGUCCAAAAAGAUAGACAAAGAGGUCAAGUCACUAUGCGUGGAGUCCAAUAAAGGUGAUGAACAAAAAGAAGAAUUCAUGAGAAGGGGAUCCGAGGCCAAUAAAGUAAGUGAUCCUCCUAAAGUGAUCAGUGCUGAUAAUGGAUUUGAGCAUGCUGCCAAAGCAGUGGUGAAUGAUUCCCCGAGAGUGAGAGGUGAAUGGGGUAGUAAAAAUGGAGACAAUUAUAACUACCAAAUAAUGGGAUCAAAUCUUGGCAACUUUGGGUCAAUGAGGAAACAAAAGGAGUGGAAGAGGACAUUGGCAUGCAAACUUUUCGAAGAGAGACACUCACACAACGUUGCUGAGGGUACUGAAGGGAUGGAUUUGCUUUGGGAGGCAUAUGAAACUGACUCCCAUUCCCAUAAUAAAGUAGAAAUGAAAAGCAGCUCAAAGAAAGGAAAGAAAAGUGGCAACAACAAAGAUUACUGCUACGAUAAUGAUAAUUAUGAUGAGGAGGAGUAUGAGGAAGAGUCCAAUGGGCAAUUGUGCUGCUUACAGGCUCUCAAGUUCUCAGCUGGGAAGAUGAAUUUGGGAAUGGGAAGGCCUAACCUUGUCAAGAUCUCAAAGGCCCUCAAAGGGAUUGGAUGGUUGCACCAUGUUAGCAGCAGGCAUGGCAAGAAAGGGUACCACUGAAUUUUAGAUUCCACUUUUUUCUUUUUUGUUAAUUUAAGCUUGAUGAGAAUAGCGGAUAUAUCAUAUAUAUAUAUAUAUAUAUAUAUCUAUAUAUUUCUCUAACGAUCACAGAGUAAAUAUGUUCUUUUGAUUUCACAUGAAAUGUAACUUUUUCUUUUUCUUGUUCCCUAUUUGUAUGUGGUGGAACAUCAAACAAUAUGCGGAAAUCCAACUUUGAACAUUUGAUCAUUUCCUAUUGUUAUGGCAAACAAA
Gossypium arboreum is the source of this 1874-nucleotide messenger RNA. RefSeq lists its product as uncharacterized. Bases 291 to 1622 code for a protein of 443 amino acids. The record is from RefSeq and is a predicted model, not a curated record. Lineage: Eukaryota; Viridiplantae; Streptophyta; Magnoliopsida; Malvales; Malvaceae. The transcript has a single exon.